Molecule: messenger RNA, 945 nt
Organism: Ostertagia ostertagi
Lineage: Eukaryota; Metazoa; Nematoda; Chromadorea; Rhabditida; Trichostrongylidae
Source: the annotation of a GenBank genome assembly
AUGCUGAAAGGAAUGAAAUCGAACGCGGAAGUGGAAGCUUUAGAAAGGAAAGUCAAGGAGCUUGAGGAAAGCUCGAAGAAUGAAGAAAUACAGCGAAAGCGAUUUGAAGAUGAGCUACGAAUGAAAACCGAGCAGUACGAAGAGAGUCGAGCAGCACUGGAACGUGAGCGUAUGCUGAUGGAAAAACGCAACCAGGAAAUCGAAGAGCUGUACAAGUCAUUGAAAGCCGAAACGGACAAAGCUGAAGAGCAGGCCCGAAAGGCAAAGGAGUUGGAAAAGGAAAAAGCGAAGGAGGCGAAGGAAUGGGCCGAAAAGGAGUUGGCGAACAACGAGCUGACGGAUCGACUAAAUAUCUUACAAGAAAAGCAUGACAGAGCUGAGAAUCAAAGAAAACGAUUGCAAGAAGACAUGGAGAGAUUCGAGGAGAAAUACCUCGCAGAAAUGCGACAAAAAGACGACUUUGAAAGAGGAAAGAAGAGAGAUAUCGGUCAACUGAAGACCCGUGCAGCCAACGAUGCAAAUUUGAUCGCAAAACUCAAAGCGAACAUACGCCGACUCAUCGAUCGCAUACAAGAACUAGAAGAAGAUCUGGACUCGGAAAGGAAAUCGAGGUGUAAGGCUGAUCGUCAACGCAUGGAAAUGCAAAAAGACCUGGAAGCUAUUCAAUGCCAGAUGGAGGAAGCCUCUGGUCAACUGACCGCCCAAGUUCACAUCAAUAGGAUUCACGCCGAAGAGUUGGCAAAUUUACAACGUGAAAUCGAAUUGAAAAGUAUGAAUCGCCAAGCGUACAUCGCUGACAUCUGCUCGAUGCAAUACACGACCGCCGCACAUCUGGAAUCGGAGGCAGGCCGUGUCCUUUCCGCUCGUCAUUCGAUACUGAAUCUAACUGGCGUACCGCGCGUCUACUUGGACUCAGCCGGUUCAGAAGACGAAGAAAGCUCCAUU